Pelmatolapia mariae (spotted tilapia) is the source of this 1205-nucleotide messenger RNA. RefSeq names its product polymeric immunoglobulin receptor-like. Gene Ontology annotation, molecular function: transmembrane signaling receptor activity. Gene Ontology annotation, cellular component: plasma membrane. The transcript is spliced from 7 exons. Bases 91 to 1083 code for a protein of 330 amino acids. Lineage: Eukaryota; Metazoa; Chordata; Actinopteri; Cichliformes; Cichlidae. The record is from RefSeq and is a predicted model, not a curated record.
CUUCACAACUUGCUGUUCACCAUCUGCAUUGCUCUGAGGUGUGUGAUCAGUGCAGUAGGGGUGAUCCAUGUGCCUGGAUAUGUGGGGAGUAUGGUUAAAGUUUCCUGUUCCUAUGAUGAGGGUUACGAGUCUUAUGAGAAGUACCUGUGCAAGAACAACUGUGGCAGCAAUGAUGAUGUUCUUAUUACAACAUCAGAAUCAAGGAAAAACAAAUAUGUUAUUCAUGAUGACAAAACAGCACGAAUCUUCACAACGACCAUCUCUGAUCUUCAUUCUGCCGAUGCUGGGAUAUACUGGUGUGGGGUGACCAGAACUGGAAAAGAUAUCUACACUGAAGUCAAGCUUAAAUUAGUACAAGACAGGUGCUGUGACACUGUGACCAAAGUUCAAAGUUAUGAGGGAUACUCUGAGUCUGUCAGUUGUACAUAUGAGUCUCAGUACCAGAACAACCUGAAGUACAUCUGCAGAGGAAACCAGCCCUCCACAUGUCUGCAGCAGGCACUAAUCACCUCUGACAAAGAACAAAAUGGACGAUUCAGACUUGAUGAUGACAAAGUGUUAGGAACAUUCACAGUGACCAUUAACAGCUUGGUCAAAAGUGAUUCAGGAUCAUACCUCUGUGGUGUCCAAAGAAACUCGGACCUGGAUGUUUUCUCUGCUGUUGAGCUGAAAGUCAAAGUCUUUCAGCAGCACACCGGCAAUGGCGCUUCCACAGUGGAAACACCAGCACAAAUUUCAGAUGCAGGACAAUAUGUGGUUUACGCUGUGCCCCCUGUGCUGCUGGUACUUAUAUGUGUCCUUGUGCUUAUAGUUUAUAAGUGCAAACGUCAGAAAAUAAAAGGUAAUGAAGCUGUCAUGAACAGAAAUACAUCAAAGACAGGAGGUUUAGAGGAAGUAAUGGGUGCAGCAGAAAACAGCAUUUAUGGAAACGAUGAAGUUGUGAGGUAUUCAGAGAAGCAGACCUCCAAGAUUGCCUGUAAUGACUAUCAUGAUGCAGGUGAAGAUGAACCAGACUAUGAAAACUGCACACAAUCUGAAGAAAUCUACUGUAAUGAAGAUUUCCAUAAAGCCAAUAGAAGAUGAGAUUAAUUACAUCUGUGCAUACAUUCAAAAACAGAUUCAAAGUGUUUUGUUCACCAGGGCUUGCACUUAAUAAAUGUUCCUUUGUUUUUUAUUCUUUUGCUGUUUUCACUGCCUUAGUACAC